CAUCUCCUCUCUACGCUGCUCUCCCAUCUCCCUCUCUCGGCGACUGGGCUUUGGCCAAGGGGACGCUGCCAGCCGGCGGUGGUCGUUGUCAGGCGCCAGCCGCCACUUCCAGGCACCGAUGGCUGCGGUUGGCCAUGGCCUAGCCGAGACUGGUGCAUCCAGGCGGGAGUGGUCGCGGCUAGCAGUGGCUUGGCGCAGUCUAGCCACUGCCAGGUGCUGGCUGACCGACUCUGGCCGCCGGCGCAGGCCUAGCGAUGUCUGGCCGCCGUCGUGUGUAUGGCCAACUCUGGCCCAUGUCGCGUUGCUGGCCCGCGUCGCGUCGCUGGCCCGCGUCGCGUCGCUGGCAGUGCCUGGCUUAAGCUGGCAGCAUGAGGUGGAAUACCUUCCUGUUGUCUUUCCAGAUGAGAGCAAACAACAAAACAUAGUAAAAUUUUCAGAUAGGGUCUCAAUUUGCCGUGAACUCAAUGUAGUUGAAGACAGCCGUAUUUGUUCACCUCUUUUCGAUAUUCCUAAGUUCAUUAAUAUACAUUUACUGAUCUGUAUAUAAAGGUUGGUGAGGCAAAAUAUAUGUCAGAGAAAAAAGAAAAGAAGAUUUGAGGGGGAAGAAAGCUUUUGUGGCAUAAGAAGAUGACUUGAUGUAUCUUAGUUUGUUUAACUUCUUGGAUUGAUGGACUUGUUUAAGUUUUGGGGUGUUGAACUUGUAUAAUAUUUUCGAGUAGCUUGAAGAAGACAGAUCUUGUAUAACUUGUUGAGACCUUUAUAUUUGUUGAAUUAUGAGUUGAAUUCAAUUAUUAAUA
Zingiber officinale is the source of this 797-nucleotide messenger RNA. RefSeq lists its product as uncharacterized. The transcript has 5 exons. Lineage: Eukaryota; Viridiplantae; Streptophyta; Magnoliopsida; Zingiberales; Zingiberaceae. The record is from RefSeq and is a predicted model, not a curated record. The coding region runs from base 119 to 547 and encodes 142 amino acids.